Onthophagus taurus is the source of this 510-nucleotide messenger RNA. Lineage: Eukaryota; Metazoa; Arthropoda; Insecta; Coleoptera; Scarabaeidae. The record is from RefSeq and is a predicted model, not a curated record.
GUUGGCCGCAGCGCAGGAAGCAGCCGCUCAGCAGCAACAGCAGCAAGCGGUCCAGCUACACCAUCAGGUGGCGGCGGGCGCAGCUGAUAGAAUGGGGGGCGCGAGCGCGACGGCCGGGCAGGGGCCCACCUCGCUGUUCCUGUUCUCGGAGGAGAACCCCAUCCGUAGAUACACUCGCUUCAUCAUCGAGUGGCCUCCGUUCGAAUAUGCCGUUCUUUUGACAAUCAUUGCCAACUGUGUGGUGCUGGCACUCGAAGAGCACUUGCCCAAUCACGAUAAGACUGUGCUGGCACAAAAAUUAGAAGCAACAGAGGUAUACUUUCUUGGAAUAUUCUGCGUUGAAGCUUCACUGAAGAUAUUAGCGUUAGGUUUCGUUUUCCACCGUGGAUCAUAUUUGAGAAACAUUUGGAACAUCAUGGACUUUUUCGUUGUACUCACAGGUGGACGGAUUUAAAACUAGAAUUUUAGAGGAAAUUAGUGGUUGGAGUAGUUAGCUAGAGGCUAGUACUU